AUGCUCGCCAUGUUCCGCAACAAGGUCCUCGUGCGCGCCGGCCCCUCCUCCUCCUCCUCAACACCACCGCCGCCGUUCCUCCUCCGCCAGGUGUGCUUCUCCACCGACGUUCCAUCCGUCGACAUCGAAAUCCUCUGCUGCAGGCUGUCCCGCCGCCACCGUCUCGCGUGCCUCCCCCAGCCCCCAGCCGACGCCCUUCUAGUCUACCAGAGAUGCCAGUCUGCUGCGGCCGCGGAGGCGGCCUCCGAAAUCGCGGCAGCCUUCCUGGACGCCUCAGUUGGUGAGGAGGAGGAGGUGGUGUGUUCGGGCGCACUGGUUGCGAAAGCAGUUGAGUGUGGACUGCGAUGUUUGAUGCUCGAGCGUGGAUGGAGGUUUGUUGGGGGGAGCAUAUUCGUCGACUCCACAUUUGCUGCGACCGAGGAGAGGACUGAUCUGCGCGCGUUGAAUGUGGAAGUCAGAUCUGGACUAAAUGAUGAUUACGAGUUUGUUGUCUCACCUGAUGCAUUUCGGUUUACUGCACUUAAGAUCUCUGAUGUUGCUAGCUCCAGUGUGAUGGAAACAUUCCAACGCACUGAGGAAGUAAGUUUGGAUGGUUGUAGCCCCCUGACAGCUUGUGCAAUUCUUCCAACAUUACAGGAAGGUCAUGUGAUAGGUUUUAGCAAAUUACUUCCUUCAGGGCAGAGCUUGGACAACUUUACGGAGCUUUGUGCAGUUAAGCAUGGUUUAGAGACGAACUAUAGUUAUCAUGCAGCAGUCAAAGUGACAUGUGGAGUUUCCUGGGAGAAGCAAUGGUUGCCCUCUCCAUUAGUCCUCCAAGGUUCAGGGCUUCAACCUGCCCUAAAAUCUGUUAGAGCAUCAAAGGCAAUGUCUUCCUUGCAGUUCUUUGUAGAAUUGUUGACAGCUUGGAAUUUCUUUGGUCAGAAUCAAUUUGUAGUUAAGGAACAAUUGCUAGUUAGCCGCACGACAAUUCUGCCUACUUGGGACAAAGCCAUAAGUAAAUUGUCAGUGCAGACUGCAAGAACCGACAAUUCAGAGGAUCUUGGUUUAGUUCAUACAAGUUUUAUGGCCAAAGACCAAUCACUGAAUCUAGAUUUCCGCACCCCAAAACCAGCUGUCUUCUGCUCUUCGAGUGCCAAAGUUCACGAGCUUCCUCGGUGUAUGGAUGAUGAUGGCACUAGCAAUGGCACCCGUUCCACCAACCAUUUUUGUCCAUCACAACCUAUUGUCCUAACCAGUUCAUCCAAGUCGCAAGUUACAUUAUUGAAGCCUUCAUUCAGCAGAAGUAAACGAGCAAAUGAAAACAAAACAAGGUGCUCUUCAGAACGAUCUUAUGCUGACAGUUCAAACAAAUCGAGUGAAACUGGCCUACCAAAACCAUCACACAGAAGUUCUCCUAAGGCAAGCCAUGCUAACCCUAUCAAUUCAUCAAGUGCAAUUCUUGUCAAUCAAGUCAUUCAGGUUUCUGUGCAUCCUAAAAGAAAGCGCGCCGAGUUUCUGGAGAACAGUGAUAAAGGAGAAACUGCAAAAGUGCACCAAAAAGAUUGUUGCGAAAGGAGGAACUUGGACACAAUAAAGAGUAAAGACUAUACGACAGAUGUCCCACAUGACACAAAAUUAAUGCUGGAUAUCAAGGAUGUGCUUAGCGCAAAAACAAUAGAGACAAAAUCAAAGUCUAUGGUUGGCAAGGAUGAGAUAAACGCCACGACAAAAUCAAAAAGAAAGCCAGCAGUUGUCAAAGAGGAGUUAACUAAAAAGGCGAUAGAUCAUCAGAAGGAUGUUACUCAAAAGGUGGCAAAGGCAAAGACAGUACUUGCUAAGGAUGAGCUAACUUUAACAGCGAAGACACAAACAAAACCCGAUGUUAACAAGAACGAGUCAGCUGAAAAGGCGAUAGAUCAUCAGAAGGAUGUUACUCAAAAGGUGGCAAAGGCAAAGGCAGUGCUUGCUAAGGAUGGGCUAACUUUACAAGCGAAGACAAAGACAAAACCCGAUGUUAACAAGAAUGAGUCAGCUGAAAAGGUCAUAGAUCAUCAUAAGCGAGGUGAGAUGCGUCUUCUUACAGUUGCUGAGCUGAAGUGCUUCCUCAGUAUAAAAAAGCAAAAGUUGGAGGUACAAAGGAAGUGCUUAUCCAAAGAGCAACUGAACUCCUUUCUUGAGAUAGCCUUAAAUGUGCAGUAAUGCGUCGCAACAUGGUGUAGAUUCAGGCUGCUUCAUCUACUGUGUGUUUAUAUUAUAUGCGGUCAGCAUGAUAUUGGAAGUACUCUCAGCAAACAUGAUAUUAGAUCAUUAAGAGGUAUUUACUUAUAUAAUCGGUAGAAUUGUUGAUAUCAAGCUGCUGUGCAUGAUAUUUUG
Molecule: messenger RNA, 2352 nt
Organism: Lolium rigidum
Lineage: Eukaryota; Viridiplantae; Streptophyta; Magnoliopsida; Poales; Poaceae
Exons: 18
Coding region: 1-2178 (725 amino acids)
Source: RefSeq, a predicted model, not a curated record